This is a messenger RNA of Amphiprion ocellaris (clown anemonefish), 1142 nucleotides long. RefSeq names its product aquaporin 8a, tandem duplicate 2 (gene aqp8a.2). Gene Ontology annotation, biological process: transmembrane transport. Gene Ontology annotation, cellular component: plasma membrane. Gene Ontology annotation, molecular function: water channel activity. The record is from RefSeq and is a predicted model, not a curated record. The transcript has 5 exons. The coding region runs from base 85 to 867 and encodes 260 amino acids. Lineage: Eukaryota; Metazoa; Chordata; Actinopteri; Pomacentridae.
CGCCUCAACCACAGACUGGUUCAGCUGUAGGUGCUGCAGGCAGCAGAAGUAGAGAAAACCAGACAAGAAAGCAAAGCAGCUGCAAUGGGAGUCGAGAAAAUGGAAAUGGAGGACACGGAUUCUACUCUGAUGGAGAAUGGCAAGAGGCCGCCUGCGCCCAAACCUCCCAACAAAUAUGAGACACUCUACCAGCCGUGCUUGGCUGAACUCGUGGGCACCAUGUUCUUCGUUUUCAUCGGCUGCGUGUCCGUCAUCGAGAACCUUCCGGCAACUGGACGCCUGCAGCCUGCUCUGGUGCACGGAUUGGCUGUGGCGGUGAUGGUGGCUGUUAUGGACAACAUCAGCGGCUCCCAUUUCAACCCUCCCUUCACUAUUGCCAUCUACCUGUGCGGAGGUAUGGAGCUGAUGAUGGUGGGGCCCUACCUGGUCAGCCAGGUGAUUGGAGGAGUGCUGGGAGCAGGAAUGGCAAAGCUGAUGACCCCUCCAGACCGCUACCGCAACGCCACAGGAGCAGCUUUUGACAUUCUCAAGUCAGAUGAGCACCUGUACAGGGCCCUUUUUGGCGAGGUGGCCAUGACCUGCCUGGUGACCAUGGUGGUGCUGCUGGUGGCGGUCAACGGCAAGACCAAAACCCCGCUGGCUCCGUUCCUGGUGGGCUGUACGGUCAUCAUCAACGUCCUGGCAGGGGCUGACGUAUCAGGAACGUGUCUGAACCCUGCCAGAGCUUUCGGUCCAGCUCUGAUGACCAACUACUGGUCCUACCACUGGGUGUACUGGGUGGGACCCAUCUGUGGAGGAGUGGUGGCCGCGGCUCUGCUCAGGGUCAUCCUCGGUGAUAAUAAGUUACGAGUCGUUAUGAAAUCAUAACAGCUUUGGUGAAUCGUAAAGUCAUGUGGUCUGUUUGAUGAUAUCGUUGUUUUUUUUCUCUCCUGUCGGUUCAUGUAAUGGGUGGAUGUUUUAUUUUUCAGUGUAAAAAUAAAGACAAAAUGGAUAAAGGAUCGUUUUUAAAAAGUUUUCAACUGUAAAUGUUGCUGUUAUUUCACUGGUUUGCCCUGUUUUGCUACUUUAUAGAAAAGUAAAAUCACAGAAAAGGGUAUUAAUUUACAUGCCACUUUCAAUAAAUAAAUAAUAAUAACAAAAAU